AUGUUUUUGUUGGGAGGGGUCUAUCUGUCUGUCUUUAUAUAUAUCAAUACUUUUCUUCACUAAAAUUAACAAUUAUAAACAAAAAAAUAAAAUAUUAAAGCAAACAAAGAAGAAUUAAUCGUAGCUAAAAGAAAGAAAGCUUCCUUAUACUCAACAAUAAAAUCCGUCAUUAAAACACAAUCAGAAGAAUACCAAUAACAAUCUUCAUCAUACGCCGUCGUAGUUGCAGUCGUAGUCACAGUUACAAUAACAGUAGUCUCAGCAACAUCAGCAGCCAUAAUAAAUCAUCAAAAUACGUCGCCACAACAAGCAUCUUCUCCUCAGCAAACUCCUUAGUAGUAGGCAUAACAGCAGAUUCAAUCAGGAAAUCAGUAAUAGUCAAACCCACAAAUACCGUAAUAGUAUUAGCAAUAGAUACAACAAGGUUAGAUUUAGAAAAAUGGAUCUGUAAAUGUAUAUCAUUAGUAGUAGCAGCAGUAGCAGAAGCAGCAGCAGAAUCAGUAACAAAUGAAUUUGCAAAAUACUUAAAAUGGAAUGAUGAAUAACAAUUAAAAUGGAUACUCUCAAGGAAGCCAACAAUUUACUUAAGGCAAUCAUAGUGGAUAAAGUACAAAUAAUUCUAAUCAAAGAUACAGUAAAAGCAAUAAUAACUUUAAGAAUUUAAAUAACAUUUCUAAUUCUCCCAAUACAUCUGAAUAGUAAAAUUAAUAGGUAAUACAAUCAGAUUUGAACUAACCAAUUCAAUAAUAGUAAGCUUAUAGAGAUCAUAGCAAAAAAAAUAAAAAUUUUUCUCAAUAAAAUCGAAAUAAUAACAAAUCAAAUCAGUAAAUUGCAAGUGGCAAUCAAUAAAAUAUGGGAUUCUUUCAAGAAAAUAAUAGUUUUAAUUAAGGGAAUAAUUAAAAUUACAAGAAUAUAAAUAAUGCAAAUAAUACAGGAAUCUCUUCUAAUAAUCACAUUAAUUAAUAGAACUAACCAUCAAACUAGCAACCGAAUCCAAGAAAUAGCUUUUAGAAUAAUUUUUAUUCUUUCUAACAGCAGUAACAACCUGCAAUAAUAUAAAAUAAUAAUAAUAAUUUGUAACCUAUCAAUAAUUUAGAGUAAUAAGUCUAUUAAGCUAAUCCUGUUCCUUAACAGCAUCAAGGCUAUAGGAAAAACAGAAGUGAUUCUUUUCAUUUUUGCAAUAAUAAUAAUAACAAUAAUUAAAAUAAUCUCUAAACAAAUUCUAAGAAAAAGAAAAAAAAAUAGAAAUUAAAUAUGUUGUAAUAGUUACAGCAGCAGCCAGAUAUUUCUAGUCAGAAUUAAUAUAUGCAAGAAUAGUUUUAAUAAAAUUAGCCUACUUUUACAUAAAAUAGUAAGUACCCAAAGUAAAAAGCACAUGAAAAAACUAAAAAAAUUAUAAAAAAGCAAAGAGGAGUAAAAGAAAUAAAUUAUUCAAAGGAAUUUAUCAUAAAAUAAUAUAAGAAAUAUAAAAAAUUGAAAUAAAAAAUGAAUAAAUCAUAAGCUACACCCAAAAUUACAACACAAGCGCUUAUGAAUAAUUAAAUGAAUGAUUUUAAAGAAAUGAGUAAAUCUAUUCAGUAAAUAGAAGAAAAUAGACAAAAAAAGUUAAGCGACUCUAAUUUUGAAGAAAACUGUUCUGUAGAUUUCAAAAAAGCAGAUGAAAAUUAAAAUAAUAAUAAUAAUAAUGAGCUUACUGCUAAUCCUAGCAUCGAUAUUAACGAAGAAACUUUUCCAGCAUAAUCAAAUAAUUUCUCUAUGUUAGAUUCUAUUUUAGAAAACGAUGAGAAAAAAAAGGAAAUUUAUAACAAGAAAGUUGCUUAAUUGCUUGAUGCAAAUGGUUGUAGUGAUACACAGUCUCUUAAGAAGAUAGUUUAGGCAUUAGUCUAAAAGCUCAAUAAAAAGUCUGACAAAAUAAGAAAGCUCAAGAUUGCUUUAUAAAAGAGUAAAGAUAAAAAAAAGAAACUUAAAUUGUAGUUAAAUGGGAAAAUUGAUGAAGAGGAGGAGUAAGAAGAAGAAGAAUUUUCAUUGGAAGAUGCAGAAUUCGAUGAUCAUGAUGACGAUGAAGAUCUUUAUGCUUAAAAUAUGGAAUAAGAAUACACUAUGAGUGAAAAUUAUUACGAUUCAGAUGAUUAAAUUGAUUAAGAAGAAGAUGAAUAUGAAGCUGCUGAUGAAGAUUAAUUUAAUGAAUAUUAAGGAUAAAAUUCCAUGUAAGAAGACGAAUCUGAAAUAAAUAACAAUAAUAAUAAUAAUAAUAAUAAUAAUCCACUUUAAAGUAUUGCAGGUGAAAAUCCUGGUAACACUAAUCUAUUUGAUAUGAAUAGUGAUGAAAAUAAGUUAGUAUAGCCUGUAUAAAUAAUUUAAAAAUAAAACUUUAACACAAACAGACCAAGAGUACUUAGUAGCGAAGACUAAGAUGCUAACAAAAAGAAAAACUAGAAAAAAAAUAUAAAUAAAUAAUUCAAUCCUAUUGUUCGUUUGAUUAAAUAAAUAUCUAUAACAAAAGAAAAAUAGGUUGAAGGAGAUACAAAUUUGGAAUAAAUCACGUUUUAAAAUCUAAGAACCACAAGUGAGCCUGUCUUAAUUAGAUAAAAUGAAGAAUUUUGCUCAAAUACAUCGCUUGACUAAAAAAUAAAAGAAAUGAAUGUCUAAAAUAUUAUUCGUAAAAAUAAAAAUAAUCAUAUUACUGUAUAAAGCAGAAAUGAUAUUUAGCAAGAGUUAAACUAGGAUAAUAAUAAUGAUUAAUAAAGAAAGAAAUCUAAUUCUGUGUGA
Molecule: messenger RNA, 2769 nt
Organism: Tetrahymena thermophila SB210
Lineage: Eukaryota; Ciliophora; Oligohymenophorea; Hymenostomatida; Tetrahymenidae
Exons: 5
Source: RefSeq, a predicted model, not a curated record